ACUAUUUACCAAUAAAAACUGUUUUUGGCGCCAACACCUUUUUCCUGUUCUUCAACUCUUUUAACCUUCAAUCUGCAACAAUGGCGGAUAAUUCUUCAGCAAAGGUUGUGCUUCUACAUGGCGAUCUAGAUCUCGAAAUAAUCGAAGCUAAAAACCUACCUAACAUGGACGUCGUCACGGGCCACAUCCUCCGUUGCGUCUCCUUCGAUCCCUGUCCCGAAGACACGCCUGUCGCCGGCUCCAGCGACCUGAAACUCCGCUCCAGCGGCCGCAAAAUCAUCGCUAGCGAUCCGUAUGUCAAAGUAUCGGUGCCACAAGCAGCCGUAGCGCGUACACGCGUGCUGAAGAACAACAAAAACCCUCAAUGGAACGAACGGUUCAACAUUCCGUUAGCUCACGAAUUCGCACACUUAGAAUUCGAAGUAAAGGAUGAUGACAUUUUCGGAGCGGAUCUGUUAGGAAAGGUUCAGAUUCCGGCAGAGGAAAUCGCCAUUGGAAAUGAAAUAUCCGGCUGGUUUGAGUUGAAAAACUCGCGAAAGGACGCAUCGUUGAGGCUCAAAAUGAUGUUUACACCAUGUGAACAAAAUUCGAUUUACCGGAAUGGGAUUGCUGGAGAUCCGGAACAGAAAGGGGUUCGGAAUGCAUACUUUCCUGUGAGGAAAGGUUCGCGGGUGACGUUGUAUCAGGAUGCUCAUGUUAGAGAGAUGCCGGAAAUUCGAUUGGAUGGGGGUAGGGUUUAUGAGCAUGGUACAUGUUGGGAAGAUAUAUGUCAUGCUAUAUCAUCAGCUCACCAUAUGAUAUAUAUAGUUGGUUGGUCUAUUUUUCACAAGGUUAAACUGAUCAGAGAGCCGACGCGAACACAGCCGAGGGGCUGGGAGAAGACGCUCGGCGAUUUGCUUAAGUAUAAGUCGGAGGAAGGGGUUAGGGUUUUGUUGCUGGUUUGGGAUGAUAAAACUUCUCAUAGUACGCUCUUUGGUAACACAACUGGAGUAAUGCAAACUCAUGAUGAAGAAACCAAAAAGUUUUUCAAGCAUUCAUCUGUAAAAUGUGUGCUUUCACCUCGUUAUGGAAGCGGUAAACUUGGCCUUUUUAAACAGCAGGUUGUCGGAGGUGCUUUUACACACCAUCAAAAAUGUGUACUUGUGGAUACACAAGCAGACGGUAACAAUAGAAAGAUUACAGCUUUUAUAGGCGGCCUUGAUCUCUGCGAUGGUCGCUAUGACACACCCGAGCAUAGGUUGUUUCAUGAUCUCGACACUGUAUUCAAGGAGGACGUUCACCAACCUACAUUCCCCGCGGGAACAAAGGCCCCGAGGCAGCCAUGGCAUGAUUUACACUGCAAGAUUGAAGGUCCCGCUGCUUAUGAUGUCCUGCUAAACUUUGAGCAAAGAUGGAGAAAAGCUACAAGAUUUAGAGAAUUCAAAUUUAUUGCAAAAAGGAUGGCCCACAGGGAAGACGACGAUUCUUUGUUGAAAAUUGAUCGUAUCUCAUGGAUUGCUAGUCCGACCUAUCCUGCUCCGGUUAAUGGAGCUCACACAGUGGUUCCGGCCGAUGAUCCAUCAUUGUAUGUUUCCAGUGAAGUUGACCCUGAUAACUGGCAUGUGCAGAUAUUCAGGUCUAUAGAUUCUGGAUCUUUAAGAGGAUUCCCCAAAACUGUGGAUGUUGCGGAACAACAGAAUCUUAUCACUGCAAAAAGUAUGGUUAUAGAAAAAAGCAUUCAAAAUGCAUAUAUCCAAGCGAUCCGAUCAGCUCAGCAUUUCAUUUAUAUUGAAAAUCAAUAUUUUAUUGGCUCGUCAUAUGCAUGGUCAUACGAAAAUGCAGGAGCUGAUAACCUAAUCCCAAUGGAGUUGGCUCAGAAAAUAGCAAGCAAGAUUAGAAACAACGAGCGGUUUGCCGUUUAUGUUGUCAUACCAAUGUGGCCUGAGGGCGUCCCGACUUCUGCUACCGUGCAAGAGAUUCUCUAUUGGCAGAGUCAGACAAUGGAAAUGAUGUACGGUGUUGUUACAAAAGCAAUCAAGUCCAUGAAGCUAAAUGCUCACCCUCAAGACUAUUUAAAUUUCUACUGCCUUGGAAAACGGGAAGACAUGCCAUUUGAAAGCAAUCAAUCAUUUGCAGAUGAGAAGGUAUCAGAUUCACAAAAGUUCAAGAGGUUCAUGAUAUAUGUGCAUGCUAAAGGAAUGAUUGUGGAUGAUGAGUAUGUGAUUGUGGGUUCUGCCAAUAUUAAUCAAAGAUCUAUGGCUGGUUCAAAGGACACCGAAAUAGCCAUGGGUUCGUAUCAACCGCAUCACACCUGGGCUGCAAAGAAGCGACACCCACAUGGACAGGUCUACGGUUACAGAAUGUCAUUGUGGGCUGAGCACCUAGGGGUGCUAGAGAAAUGCUACGAGGAUCCAGACACUUUGGAAUGUGUGCAAAAAGUUAACACAAUAGCCGAAGAUAACUGGACAAGAUACACAAAAUUUAAUUACACAGCAUUGCAAGGUCAUCUUUUAAGGUAUCCAUUACAAGUAGAUGAUGAUGGGAAUGUGAAAUCCUUGUCCACAUAUGAGAAUUUCCCGGAUGUCGGAGGUAAAAUAUUGGGAGCCCAUUCACCCGCACUGCCCGAUAUUCUAACUACAUGAUUUCCGACUUAUUUAUUAUAAGUAUGUGUGUUUGCCAUUGUCAUGAAAUAAAACGUGUUGUAAAUUUGUGUAAAUAAUAUA
This is a messenger RNA of Helianthus annuus (common sunflower), 2702 nucleotides long. RefSeq names its product phospholipase D delta. Gene Ontology annotation, biological process: phospholipid catabolic process; phosphatidylcholine metabolic process. NCBI's taxonomy places the organism in Eukaryota, Viridiplantae, Streptophyta, Magnoliopsida, Asterales, Asteraceae. Gene Ontology annotation, cellular component: plasma membrane. Gene Ontology annotation, molecular function: D-type glycerophospholipase activity; calcium ion binding. The coding region runs from base 81 to 2621 and encodes 846 amino acids. The transcript is spliced from 10 exons. The record is from RefSeq and is a predicted model, not a curated record.